Messenger RNA from Symbiodinium natans, 483 nucleotides. NCBI's taxonomy places the organism in Eukaryota, Dinophyceae, Suessiales, Symbiodiniaceae. The record is from the annotation of a GenBank genome assembly.
AUGGGCAUAGUUGCCAGCGACGAGCACAAGAUCCUCGUCUUUGUCAGCCGGAAAAAUCUGGCGGACACGCUCGCCAAGCGUUUGCAGAGCGAGGGCUUCAAGGCCAAUGUCAUGCAUGGUGGGAAGUCGCAAGAGUCGCGGCUGAACACCUUAGAGGACUUUCGAAAUGGAAAGGUCAAGCUCCUGGUGACAACAGACGUCAUGGGCCGGGGCCUUGACAUCCCGGGCAUCUCCCACGUCGUCAUCUUCGACAUGGGUGACAUCGAAGACUACGUCCACCGGAUAGGCCGAACCGCUCGCGGGCCCUACGGUAAGGGCCACGCGCUGACCUUCUUCGAGUACGACAAGAAGUGGCCGAACCUCCCUAGGCAACUUCUAGAAGUGCUGGAGACCUCCGGCCAGGAGGACGGCUUCACGCCCAUGUAUCGAUACGCGGAACAUCGGACCGUCGGUGUAUUGGUCGGGUGGCAGGGUGGCAAUUAG